ACACUUAAAGCUGUUACACAAGUCAUCUACAUAAAUCAGCUGACCGCUGUGGUCACAUACAGCCGGAGCGAAACACUUGAAUGAAGAUCAGACCUGCAGAGACUUUAUAAAUCACCUGCACUCUUCUGAAUUCUUCUCAUUUCCUUUGAAUACUCUAAACUUUUUCAAAACCUUUCAAAAAAGGCCAUCUUGACUUCUUAUGUUGCUUGUAAGUCAUUUUUAAAAAAUCUUAGAAACCUCUAAACUCUUUCUUCAUCAUUCUUAGUGUCUGGACACAAAUAUACUUCAGGUUUCUGACCAAUUUCCAAAUUCACCAACUUUUAAACUUUCCCUGCUUUUCUAAAACUUCUUCAAUUUCUGAGCUGAACUUUUCUGAACAUUUCAGAAAAUUUCCAAACUCUUUGAACUCUUCCCAAACACUUCCAAACUGCUGGAGAAAUGCUCCAGGUUUCUCCAAGCUUCGAUUUUUCCAACUUCGGUCCGGUGGAGUUGCAGAGGGCGAGCGGGUCAGAUGGCUGUCAAAGGCAUCGUUCUUGUUCCCUUUUUGAGCCACCAGAUUUGAUCGAGUACCAAAGAAACUUCCUCAGACCUCGGUCCAGAUCCUUCUACAUGUUGGAUAAAAAAGAAAACAGCGAAGACCAGCAAGUUUUUCAGGCAGACGCUGGGAAACUAAACAACAAAGGAGACCUUGACACCAAAGUGCCACCGAAAAGAUCCACAGCAGGAAUAAACAAACAUCUGAGUAAAGAUCAUGGAGGUACAAGAGGAAACCCUAAAAACAUCCCGUUGUUGACCAUCACUGAGCCGGACAGCUGGGAAAUCAGCUUGUGUACUGGCAUGAAAUAUGGUCACUACGUGGACUGGGAGAAAAUCCACCCCAAAGCCGCCUCUCGCUUCCAGAAAGUUCUCACCAGUGAUCCUUCCGAGCUAAAAGAAAUGGCACGCUCAGGAUUCUGGGUGACGCAGCACACACUGCAGGCCAAAUCUUACCAACACCUCAUACACCGUAUCGAGUGCACUUCCAGUGCAGAGGACUCCAAGACAUAUCGCUACCUGGCAGGCAGGAUAUUCCAGGAGCACGGGAGGAGCACGCAUCCUUUCCCCAAAUUCAUGAAAGAUGGUGAGAUCCCUCGCUACUGCCUGAACAAAUCCGGCCUGAACUCGGUGAAGAUGAUCCUCCUGUGUGUGAGCGAGAAAUUCCCAGAAAUUACCUUUUGCCCCAUUUUGCCGGCUCUGGUGUCUUUGCUGCUUCACUACAGUGAGGACGAGGCUCAGUGCUUCCACAGCAUCUGCUCUCUGGUGAGAUACACAGAUCCACAAAAGCGUUAUAUCGAUCAGAACUUUGUUACCACCCAUGCGUCCUGCAUGACCUUCGGCGACUUAGCCAACAAGUACUGCCGUGGAAUCCGUAAACUAAUCGCAAGCUCCCAUCAGAGCCUCUUUGAGUUCUACUCAGACUGGAUCAUGUGGAUUUUUGCCGACCUACCUUUCAUCUACGCAGUCCGGGUCCUGGAUGUCUACCUGGUUGAGGGCUACAAGGUUCUGUACCGCGUAGCUUUAGCGCUCCUCAGCCUCUACAAGGUCUCGGUGAGUUCUCGAGUGGCCCAUGUAGAAGAUUUCAAGCAGGACAUGAAGAGCUUCGUGGAGAACGUGAGCCGUCACAGUAGCGUUGAUGCUCUGCUUCAGAGAGCCUUUAGCAUCCAGCUGCCUACACGCAAGGAGCUUAACUUCCUCUACAACGCUAACAAACAAGCGCUAAUACAGAAAGGGAUUGAGCACAAGAGCUGUUUGGGCUGUUUGGAUUUGGGACGUGUUCGCUCCACUGUGGUGUCGGAGACAGAGAUGCGAGUGGUGUGGGCCUGGAUUCCUGAGCGCUUCUCUCUCUUCAGCCCAGAACGCCUCUACAGCACUGAAGAACACGGCGGAGACCUCACAGCGUUUUAUGCUCAUGUUGAAGGCCACGAGCCGACGGUGCUGAUCCUGAAAACGGUGGACGAGGAGGUAUGUGGAGCAUUUUUGUCUUCAGAUUGGACUCUGAGGAGGCGUGAGGAGGCGGAGCUGCAGUUUUUUGGCACUGGAGAGUGUUUCGUCUUCACGCUGAGGCCAGCAAUGGAGCGAUACCAGAAAACUGUGCUGCACAUCUCAGGGAUGACAGGAAUAAAGGAAUCCUCUACAUCCUCCCCUUCAUCUUCCUCAGCUUCCACUUCAUGUGACGUGAUGACAUCAUACUGCACCACCUGCCCCGCUGUGACCCCUCGCUUCGUGAGCGGAGAUGAUGAGAUGUUAUUUAUUGGUGGAGAUGGUGGACAUGCCCUGUGUCUCGGCACGGGUCUCACAGCAGGACAGUCUGAACGCUGCAACACUUUCGACAGUCCUGUCCUCUGCAGGGGCAAAUUCAAGAUCCAGAGUCUGGAAGUUUGGGGAAUUCAGGUCACGGGGAACCUGGAGCCUAUCCCAGGGUUCAUCGGGCACAAGGCGGGGUACACCCUGGACAGGGUGCCGGCUAUUAUUAUUAUCCAUCCCAUCCAUCCAUCUUCUACGGCUUACUCCUUCUUCAGGGUCACGGGGAACCUGGAGCCUAUCCCAGGGUGCAUCAGGCACAAGGCGGGGUACACCCUGGACAGGGUCCCGGCUAUUAUUAUUAUUAUUAUUAUUAUUAUUAUUAUUAUUAUUAUGGAUGGCCUGUGAAAUUAAUCACUAUAACACUGACCAUUUUUGUGUUGUUGUUUUCUUUUACUCGGACAUCAUCUGAUUUCAUCAAUAAAACACAAACGCAAUUAUAUUAUAACUGUUUUAUGCAACUGUGCUCGUAUUGUGUUAUUGUGUUGUCUGAGCCUUCUUUUUUACUACAUGUACUGACUUUAUACAUAACGAAUAAAAAUAGGGCAUUUAAAAAC
This is a messenger RNA of Ictalurus punctatus (channel catfish), 2897 nucleotides long. RefSeq names its product TBC1 domain family member 24. Bases 439 to 2688 code for a protein of 749 amino acids. NCBI's taxonomy places the organism in Eukaryota, Metazoa, Chordata, Actinopteri, Siluriformes, Ictaluridae. The record is from RefSeq and is a predicted model, not a curated record. The transcript has 8 exons.